This is a messenger RNA of Pocillopora damicornis (cauliflower coral), 694 nucleotides long. Its product is annotated as adenosine receptor A2a-like. Gene Ontology annotation, molecular function: G protein-coupled receptor activity. Gene Ontology annotation, cellular component: membrane. Lineage: Eukaryota; Metazoa; Cnidaria; Anthozoa; Scleractinia; Pocilloporidae. The record is from RefSeq and is a predicted model, not a curated record. Gene Ontology annotation, biological process: G protein-coupled receptor signaling pathway.
CUAAUGGAUUGACGACGUGGAGGACUUACGUCUGUCCUAAAGCUAAAAUUUUUCACUCAUAUUCGUUGAUUUGGAAGAAAUCAUUGCUUGGAGCCAAAGGAUCAAGACAUAUCGUCGAUGGCAUUUACUUCAGAUAGAUCUUAAGAGCCAACCACUGUUACUUCAGCUGUUUGAAAUGGAAAGAGUAUUUUCAAACUCGUCCUACUUCUCUGGAUGUACAAACUGCUCUGACGACCACUCUCAAAUACAAUGGACGUUGACAUUCACCUCAGUAAUAACCUUAUCUAUGAUCGGCAUUGCUGGCGCCAUUGUUGGAACGCUAGGAAAUGGCCUUGUGUUACUGGCCAUCACAAGGAACGUCAAAUUUCGUUCCGUUCCAGACUUCUUGAUCUUGAGCCUUUCGACUGCUGACUUAAUAGUAUCAGCAAUAUAUAUGCCUUUUCACGUAAAAAAUACAAUUUGCUAUCCAGUUCUGAAAAACAAUGCUACAUACAUCAUGAUAAUGAAAUUUGUAGGCAAGUUAGCCUUGCUUGCUUCCAUCGUCAAUGUGGUUGGAAUUACAAUAGAUCGUCUCACGGCAAUCCGGUGGCCAUUACGUUACCACAAACUAAUGACCAAGACGUUUGCUCUUUCUUACAUAUCUGUCGCCUGGUUGACAUCUGCGAUCAUUGCUGCUGUCUAUUCAUUUGCAGAA